Bombyx mori (domestic silkworm) is the source of this 3784-nucleotide messenger RNA. RefSeq names its product thioredoxin domain-containing protein 12. The record is from RefSeq and is a predicted model, not a curated record. The coding region runs from base 3102 to 3584 and encodes 160 amino acids. The transcript is spliced from 2 exons. NCBI's taxonomy places the organism in Eukaryota, Metazoa, Arthropoda, Insecta, Lepidoptera, Bombycidae. Gene Ontology annotation, cellular component: endoplasmic reticulum.
UUUUUACGGGUUACAUUUAAUGAAUUAAUAAAUGUGGCGGAUGAAAGGCGAUUGCCUGCGGCAGAAAUGCGAAUGUUGCGAUGGAUGUGUGGAGUAACGAGAAUGGAUAGAAUACGGAAUGAAUAUGUUAGAGGAAGUCUGAAAGUGGCACCUGUGACAGAGAAGCUGAGGAGUACGCGUUUGGGAUAGUAUGGACAUGUGAUGAGACGCAAUGAAAAUGAGGUUGGUAAGAGAGUGUUAACUAUGAAUGUGGAAGGAUAUAGAGGAAGAGGUAGACCUAAGAAGAAAUGGAUGGAUUGUGUGAAAGAUGAUUUGGGUAAGAGGGGUGUGAGCGAAGAAAUGGUAUAUGAUAGAAGAGUAUGGAAGGAGAAAACAUGUUGCGCCGACCCAGGUGACUGGGAGAAGGGCAGGAUAAUGAUGAAUGAUUUAAUGAAUUAAUAAAACUUAUUUAUCGUCUUAAACCGAAAGUUAAGUCGAAAACGUUAAACGAAGUUCGGUAAUGCAGAGAGUUAUCUGUAUUUUUUUGCUCUCAAUAUCAUAUUAUAUUCAAUGUUUUGUCAUAGUAAGCGGAGCUUAGAAUAAAAAAAAUGGCGUCGCGUAUCACAGAAUUCUUCGAGUCGCAUGUGCUCGACUGUAUCUCAGCGAAAUGAUUGAAAAACAUCCGCGCGAGCUGAUACGAAGCGCGGACCGUCGUCACACAUGAGCGUGUUUAAAAAGUUGCGUUUUGUUACUGCAAUUGUUUACAUUACUACAAAACUUCUUGGACAGUACUUUGUCAAGAAAAAAAUUAAUGAUAAUCUAUGGAUUUAAGUAGUCUUAUUUGUUACUGGGACUUUUUGGCGGGAACGCGAGGAGUGAAGUUGUGUGAUUUGUUUUAUUUUGUCUAUUUAGUGUUUCUUCAGGUUUAAAUGACUUAUAACGGUGGUUUAUUAACUGUUUAGUAUCUGUGAAAGUGCACAAAUGUGGGAAAAUGAAACAAAGCCGCUGAACGUAACUUCUCGGGAUCCUCCAAAAAAUCCACUGAAAAAGUCUCAGUGAAUGACCACCAUCUUACUGAGAUUAUAUUUCAUCCCAUAUCAUAUCAUCUCAUUUCAUUUAAUUUCAUCCCAGUUGAUUAAUGUCUCAAAUUAAUCAUCUAUAAUUCAUUUCACUCCAUAUUUUCAUUUUUCAUAAAAAUAAGGAUAUCAAUUGAAAUAAGACAUGACCUAAAGGUCUUAUCUACCAGGUCAUAAAACGUCUUAAAAAUAUAUUAUUUUGUAUGGAAUACAAAAGUAUUCCUAAAUGUCUCCUUGAAUUAUGUCCACUUCUCCAAUCACAUCCAUCGUUUCCAGUCAAAGGUUGAUCAAAAGAAAUCCCCUUGACAAAUCCACGGAUUGAACUUUAGUUUUAAGUUUAAUUUUUCACAUUCACGGUACAUUGUCGUUAUUUCGGUGUGUCUAAAUGCAAUGAAGCUGUACUGUAAUGAUGACGAAAUGUAGUCUUCGACGCGGUUCGUUUUGAUCUUAGUAUUUUGUUGUUUUUUUUUUUGUCGAUUCUUUUUUCGCGGCAUUAUAUAAAAUGGAAUUUCGGGAUGCUCUAUGGAGUUUGUUAAGUAGAUGGACCUAUUCUGUUUAAAAAUCACACGUUCCUUUUAGUGUAUGUAGUGGAGUGUACAGAAACACUAUCAGAACCAUAAGAACGUUUGUACAAUGCAAAAGUAUUUCUGAAUGUAUUGAAAUUCAUUUAUUAUUAAACUAGCUUUUGCCCGCGACUUCGUCCGCGUGGAAUAGUUCACAGAUAAUGCUUUAUUUUAGAACAAAUUUGGUUAGCAUAAAAAACGUUAUAGUGAGCCGACCUUAACAUAUAGACGUACGCUGCCGCGGACUUUUUUUUAGAUCUUUUAAAGGAGAACAAUUUUGUCGUACAUUAUUUUAGCGAAACUUUAACCGUAUCUGCAGCGCACGCAGCGGAAGCUCUCAAAACCCGAUUUUGAAACAUUCUUUAUUGGUGCUCCGCUUGUACUGUCUUAGCGUGAUGUUAUAAUAAUAUACCCUAUAGCCUUCUUCAAUAAAUGGACUAUCUAACACUGAAAUAAUUUUUCAAAUCGGACCAGUAGUUCCUGAGAUUAGCGCGUUCAAACAAACAAACUCUUCAGCUUUAUAAUAAUAUUAAUAAAAUAAAAUAAAUAACAGUACAGAUUAAGCUUUAGGUGAAAUUUUGCUAAAACGUCCAAAAAUUCUUCCUGAACUUACUGUGUUUAGGACAAUUCAAUACUGAGACAGUAGAUACACCUAAUCUUAUCACCGUGUAGGAAUAUCGUGUUAUCAGUCAAAGCUUUCGGGUUUUAUCAAAUAAUAAAUUGAAAGAAAUUUAGGCCGCCUGAACGGACUGCAAUUAGGUAUGUUCAUAUUAAAAAUAGCUGGCUUUAAUAGGUGAUGUUAGUAUUCUGAAUACUUCAUAGCUCAUCCGAGGCUGCGAAUUGGUCUCUCGGAAAUUGAGUGACAAAUCGUGACAAAAAUAAGUAUAUAACUUAAUUCCCUAAAUUUUUAAAUAUUCGCCUUAAUAUAUUAUGUAGUAUUAAACGGUAGGCAGCGGCUUGGCUCUGCCCCUGGCAUUGCUGAUGUCCACGAGCGACGGUAACCAGUCACCAUCAGGAGGGCCGUAUGCUUACACGGGAAAUAAAAAAAAUAAAAAAAACUUACACGAAAAUGAAAUUGCGUGGUCUUGUUAAGGAAAAAUUUUUAAUUUUUAAACGAGAAUUUCAAUCACAACAAAUGUAACGAUUUAUAAAAUAAAAAAUCUUUAUUUUUUAACAGUUUAUGUAGGACCAAUUUUAAGAAGUUUACAAACAAAAACCUACAGCGCCAUCUAGUAUACGAUAUAAAAACUUUUCGCGUUUAACGCUUCGGUCGUUGAACUUCCAUUCAAUGUGUGCAGUCCAUAUGUCGCAAAACUUUUACAAAAUGUCAGCUAGAUGGCGUUAGAUGGCACACAGCCUAUCAGUUUUGGCGUCAUUUCAAUCGUCAAAAAUGGCUUUCAACAAACGUAAAAAACAAGAAAUCAUGUAAAAUGAUUUCGAUUAAUAUUAUUUUAACUUUUCAUCGUGCACAAAUCACUUAAUCAUGGUUGCCGGGGCUCUGGCCAAAACAUUAUGUUCGUUCAUAUUCCAUAAAGUCAAAUGCGAAGCCGGGAAAGAUAACGGUUUCGGGAGAAGCUACAUUUGGGCUGGUUCCCUAGAAUCCGGCAUUCAAAUAGCUACUAACCACAAAAAGCCCGUGAUGGUGAUCAUUCACAAAUCUUGGUGCACGGCCUGCAAGAAACUGAAGCCUAAAUUUGCUAGUUCGAUUGACUUACAAAAUCUGAGCAAGCAUUUCGUCAUGAUUAAUUUGGUCGAUGAGGAAGAACCCGCUAGCAGCGCUUUUGCUCCAGAUGGAAAUUACAUACCCAGGAUAAUAUUCCUGUCGCCAGAAGGAUCGGUUGACCAUGACAUCUACAACGAAGACGGGAGCAGCCAACACAAAUAUUUUUACAGCAAACCCGAACAAAUCGUGAAAUCUAUGAGAAAAAUACUCGAAAAAUACAAACACGAACAAUUCGAUGCUUAAAAGAUACCUAAUCCACAUUCGAUGUAUGGAAAAUAUGCAAAUCUUCUAGAAAUAUAUGCGAUUCAUUGACAGCCAGAAUAAAGACCUAUACUAACAUAUCCUAUUCAGUGAGACAAAGUGACUAAUUUUCAAUGAGUGAUUAAGUUUCCGAUAUUAAUUGUGAAGACCAAAUAAAUGUAUCAUAAUAACCACUGAAAUAA